Hydra vulgaris (swiftwater hydra) is the source of this 1309-nucleotide messenger RNA. Lineage: Eukaryota; Metazoa; Cnidaria; Hydrozoa; Anthoathecata; Hydridae. The record is from RefSeq and is a predicted model, not a curated record.
UAAUAGAAAAGUUAAAGAUCUUCUCGUACUUGUUAAGGGUGUUGAUCGCAAGCACGGAAAAGCAAGCGCUAAAAGAAAUCUUGAUGCAAACUUGGACAAACUUUUUGAUAUUUUUGCGUGUUCCUGUUCAUUAGAUGUGUUUCCCUGUAGUGACAGAAAAGUUUCAUGUAAUAAAGAAAAUUGCAUCAAAGAACAUAUUGUAUGCCUUUGUUCUCAAAGUAAUAAAGUACCUCUGGAAGACAGAGCUUAUCUUCGUGAUCAGAGGAAAAAAAUUUGUCCAAAAGGUGCAUAUCAAUUUUCUUCUUGACUUGAUAAAGAACGACAAAAAAUAUCUCAUAACCGAGUUAAUGAAGAUGAGUUCCUCAUAGCACAAGUAAACUUACUUGAAGAAACAAGUGGUUUGACCAAUACGGAGGAUGAAGGUGAAUGGAAACCAGUAAAUAAUCCUAUUGGAAAAUACAACUUAGUUAAACUUCCAAGAUUUGCUAUGGAAUUAGUCAGAAAUGAGUGUUCGUCAAACGUAGGUGCAGUCCUUGCAAAUGCUUUACUACAUGACAUAAAACAUCUCUUGAAAAAUGACGUUGAUAUUAAAGAUAUUUUGAUUGACAAAUGCAAGUUAGAUAGGGCCAAGUCAAAAGUAAAAAUCGUUAGUGAAGAGGUGGACUCAGAACAAAAAAAACAGUUAAUUUGUCUUGGGGUUGACAGUAAGCUCGAUCAAAUAACUAAAACAAAUAUAGUAAUAAACUUACCUCAAGGAGAAGUACUAAAGAAAUGCAUUGAACUUGAACAUCAACUCACAUUUACUUAUGAAGAUGGAAAAUCGAGUGGAAAUUAUUUGACUUAUAGGACGAUUCCUGUCACCGGUGCUACAGGUUUAGUUCUUGCUACCGAAACGUUUAGUGUUUUACAAGAACUUAACAGUUUGGAAAGUAUACAAGCUGUUCUUCUUGAUAAUACUGCUACAAAUACUGGACCGCUUAACCAUGCAAGUCUAGCUAUUCGCCUUCUCUGUUUGUAUAUUAGAGACAAUCAACCAACUGUUUCUUUAAAAAAAACUUGUAUGUUUUAUUGUUCAGGUUUACGCUCCAGCGUAAAGCAAAGAGUAAACAACGAAAGUUUGGAGAAAAAAAUUCCAGAAAUUAAUUUUAAUGCUAAUCAUUGGUAUAAGUUGGUAGAUAUCAACAUUACUAAAUUUACGGAGCUCCCAACAACACAACAUUUUUCAGUUGAGGAAAUCCAAUAUGCGAUUGACAAUAAUGUUAAACCUGAAAUCCCCGACUUUCCAUCUCAUUCCCAGAGUGUUGAGUGA